CUGCUUUCAGCCGUAAAGUGGACGCGUGCCGCAAACGAACAUGACUGUUUCAUAUUCAGCAGAGGUACCGAAUGGUAGCAAUUUUGGCGUAUUUUGGCGCAUCCUAUGGAAAUGGCGUGGCAGUGUAUAUAAAGCUGUGUGGCGUGAACUGUUGGCAUAUCUGCUAGUCUACUAUACUCUUAAUUUCACCUACCGUUACGGACUCAGCGAAGAUGGUAAAAGAGUUUUUGAAAGAAUCCGGACGUACUUUGGACAACAAAGGGAAACGGUGCCACUGUCGUUCGUGCUCGGCUUCUACGUCAGUUUGGUGGUGAAACGUUGGUGGGAACAGUACCGAAUGCUGCCAUGGCCGGAUACACUAGCACUGUUUGUCAGUGCCGCCAUCCAGGGUAAUGACGAAACUGGACGACUGAUGCGACGAAACAUUAUGCGCUACAUGGUGCUGUCCUACGUUAUAACCCUGCAGAAGAUUUCGCUCCGUGUGAAACGUCGGUUUCCUGGCUGGCAGCAUCUGGUCGAUGCAGGUCUGAUGUUGGAAAGUGAGCGCAAAAUUUUCGAAAUUAUGGACGCCAAAAGCCCAAUGUCCAAGUACUGGAUGCCGCUGGUUUGGGCUACCAACAUUAUCAAUCGGGCCCGCAAGGAUCAACUUAUCCCUUCCGAUCAUAUCGUCCAAACGCUGCUCAUGGAGCUGUCCGAUAUUAGGCGUAGGCUCGGUGGUCUAAUAGGUUACGAUACGGUUUGUGUGCCGCUGGUCUACACGCAGGUCGUGACACUGGUACUGUACUCAUACUUUACCGCUGCCAUUAUGGGUAGUCAGAUGAUCCCGACGUACGAUGCGGCGACCGGCACGUACCAGGAGCUGGAUGUGUUUUUCCCACUGUUUACGGUGCUCCAGUUUGUGUUCUACGUGGGGUGGUUGAAGGUGGCCGAGGUCCUGAUUAACCCGUUCGGUGAGGACGAUGAUGACAUCGAGCUAAACUGGCUGAUUGAUCGACACAUCAAAGCAUCGUACAUGAUCGUGGACGAGAUGCAUGACGAACAUCCUGAACUGCUGAAGGAUCAAUACUGGGAGGAGGUCGUACCGAAAGACCUGCCGUACACCGUUGCGUCCGAACAUUACCGGCGGGAGGAACCGAAGGGUUCGGCUGAACAUUACAAGGUGAAGGAGGCGGAUGCAGUCUACGCCAACAUUGGCGCCGUUGGUAGCAAACGUAUGAUGAACGACGAGAUGUAUGCCGACUAUGAGAGUGUGGACACUCCAAUGGCGGAACGACGAAAGGGAUGGCUAGGGAAGGUUAGCCGAAUGGGAUCUGGACGAAGUUCUUCAACCGCUUACUCGUCCGGUGGUCUUUUUGCGCGCAAUCGACACAAUUCCGUGUACUCUAGCCCUGAAGCAGGUCUCGGACAACCGAUCGUCACGGGUGCUCCUGCUCCUAAGGUUAGCCUGUACGAUCGGUUCGUAAACCGAAAGUCUGGCCGCCAUGCGAGGCAAAUUAUUAAGCAAAAUUCGAAGCUCAGCCUCAACGGAUCGGUCAUAUCGAACGUACCGCAAAAAGCACGACCACGGAUACCGACACCGGACGUAACGAAGGAAAGCCGUGUCCCUCCACUCGGUACAAUGACGACUAGCACCGCAAACAUUGCAUCUGGUGUUGCACUGAUGGCAACACAGCUGGCAAACAAUCCUUCCAUUUAUCCGGCAUCCACCGCCACGCUCAACAACAACGAAGUUCCGGUGGUCGGAACGCUUCUUCUAGCACCGAUCAAAGAGCUAGAUUCAAGCUCGACGACCAACACUUUACAUUCUGGCCAGUCCGCUACAGCAUCGUUGGCUAAAUCCAUUUUGCCAACGGCAUUGAAGAGCUCUGAGCAAACGUUUACACGUUCUCGUCCCUACUUUGCAGUGUCCCCGUUCGGGAAGGAUGGCACUAAUCUGGAGCUCACACUCACAAACUCGUCGUCCCUUGGCGGGUCGCCGAAUCCGCUCGGUGCCAACACGGUCAUCGUCCUACCGGCAACCACCACCACAGUGGCCGUGUCCGCCAACGGUACUACAGUAACGGGUACGAUCCCGAUCACGGCUGGACCGGGACGAUCGCUAGAUACAACCGAUACUUCGAAUAGUAUUCGAAGUUCGACGCUGGCAUCGGGCGGAGUUCUAGUGCCGAAAACGGACGCCCUGCUGCCCAUUUCACUCACCUCCCUUCCACUCUCGUUCACCGUCACUCCGGUAACGAACACUGUUACUGCUAACAGCACCUCCACCACCACAACUACCACCGGCGGAACGAUCAUCACCGAGCUGCCAUGUGACGAUGGUGAGGUUAGUACCAGCGUAACGAUGAGCAAUGAGAAAAGUCGUGCCCCGCCCAGCAGCAAUGCGGACAGUUCUUCCUCAGCUGCAUCGACACUUAGCAAACGCAAACCAAAGCAUGGCGAGGUUUACGUCUAG
Anopheles maculipalpis is the source of this 2452-nucleotide messenger RNA. RefSeq names its product bestrophin-2 (gene Best2). Bases 41 to 2452 code for a protein of 803 amino acids. Gene Ontology annotation, molecular function: chloride channel activity. The transcript is spliced from 8 exons. The record is from RefSeq and is a predicted model, not a curated record. NCBI's taxonomy places the organism in Eukaryota, Metazoa, Arthropoda, Insecta, Diptera, Culicidae.